AUACGUAAUACUGGCAAACGACUGUUCAAUUGAAUUAUUCAAUGUACCUUUACCUUCUGGCCUCUUAAUCUGUUAGCACGUCCUAUUUAAUAUUUUUAAGAUAAUUGUGUACAAGUUAAAUAGUACAUUAAAAUAGAUUACUGAGACUCCUUCUAAGUUUCAUUUCUUUGUACCAUAUUGUACAAAAGUGGUGACCGUGACAGGACUUGCUAAUUAUUCGUCGGAUUUUGAAGAUUAACCUACAUUGAUCAAAGGUGAAGGGCAAAGAGGUCAUAGCCACGCCACGCUAACUCAGUACCUAGAUCUACCGGAAUACUACGGGAUCAACUUAUACUUCGUGCGCCGUGCAGCCAGACCACUACGACUUCCAGCUUCGGGAUUCGGGAAUAAACAGGAGCUUCGCACCAGUGUCUUCGCAGUCUACACCAGCAGACCGGCAUCUACAGCUUGCUUGCGGAACCGCUGCGCUUGGACAUUUUUUUUUUAACGAGGGGAGUUGCGUAUAAUUGCGUUGUACCUGUUAACCCUACGCAGCUCUAAACUCAGCUGCAACCUUUGUCUCUGUCCGCUGGUCACCUUCAACGCGACUGCCCUACAGCUGUUAAGAAAAUAAUCUUCGGCGGUUGCUGCUCAGUGGCUGCAAAGUGAGGAGCGUAUCGUAUGCAAUUAAUUUUUUAUUAUAUAAUUUUUACUUGCUUACCUUCGAUAACUUCAUUGCAAUGGUUGAUUCUGGUGGGUUUGAGACGGAUCUUAAGACAUUAUAUUUAAAACGUAGUAGCAUAAAGGGUCGCGUAACUAAAUUUAAAAAUUACUUAGAUGACGUAACAUCAAUUAAGGAUAUCUCAGACUUAGAGUUAAGUAAAUGUGCGAUGAAAUUAUUAAGAAUUGAGUCUUUAUUCUCUGAGUUCGACGAAUUGCAAAACCAGAUCGAGGAGAAAAUAGCAGCCUCUGAUCUAGAUACUGAGUUGAUUUCGCGUGAGCUAAUUGAACAAGAUUUUGAUAACUGCAUUUCUAUUGGUCGUAGUUUAGUGCAAAGGGGCUUACAGCCUAACCAACCCAGCCCUCAUUGUUCAAAUAACGAUAGCCAUUUUACUUCAGUUAAUGAAUCCGUGAGUUUUAAGCUGCCUGUAAUACAAAUUCCUAAGUUUGACGGCACAUAUUACACAAAAAUGGUUAGAGUUUAAGGAAACCUUUGGUUCAUUGAUUAAUGACAAUGAUAAAAUUCAAAACAUUCACAAGUUUCAUUAUUUAAUCUCCUAUUUGGAAGGCGAAGCGGCUCGCGUUAUUUGCAACUUAGAAGUUUCACAUCAAAACUACAAUGAGGCUUGGAAGCUCUUCUGCGAGCGAUUUGACAACAAAAGGCAAUUAAUUAGCAAUCAUUUAAAUUCGCUAUUUAAUUUUACCUGUGAGCGAGAGAGCGACAAGUCCUUACGCUUUAUUAUUGAUCACGUAACAAAGAACUUGCGGGCUCUCAGUACUCUGGGAUUGCCUACCGAAAAAUGGGACGUUUUAAUUAUACAUAUUGUGUCUGCUAGGUUAGAUAGCACUACCUCUUUAAAAUGGGAGGAGCAUAGAAAUACUCUCCCUGAAAUUCCUUCGCUUAAGGAUUUAUUCAUUUUUUUUAAAGUGUCGCGCAGAUGUUCUUGAGAGCGUUCAUCGUAAUAAAACCAAACAGGUGACGACUUCUUCUAGUAAAGGGCAAACGAAAUCGCUGAUCGUUACUUCUAAAGGCUCUAGUCUAAAUAAUUCUCCUUCCUGUAAACCAUCGAAAAGGACUUUCGAAUGUAUGGUAUGUAAGGGUGAUCAUCGUAUCUUCGAGUGUCCAGAUUUCAAAUCUAAGACUCCUGAAGAGAGUGUUACUACGGCUACGUCAUUGAAUCUUUGUAAAAAUUGUUUAAGACCGGGUCACAACGCACGAGAAUGUAAGCUUCAUACGAGUAUCUUUUGUCGUAUUUGUAAAAAAGACAUAACUCAAUGCUUCACUUGGAUAUUAAUACCGAAAAUGCUAACUCUGUUCCAAAUGAAACGUUGUCAAUGUCGGCAGUUUGCGCUUCUGAAGUCUUAUUAUGCACCGCCAAGGUCCGAAUCUCUAAUCCGGAAACCGAAAAUACUAUAACUGUGCGAGCAAUACUUGAUAGUGGGAGCCAGUAUUCAUUUAUUACUGAUACUGUAAAACAAAGACUUAAGCUGGCUUCUCAGCCAUCAAAUAUAAAUGUUAUAGGAAUUGGCAACAAGCAGCUUAAUAUAAAGACGGAGCGUUGCGCUAUCCGCCUACAAUCUCAUGAUGAUUCCUACAAUGUUAUUACGUAUUGUUUUACUAUACCCACAAUAUCAGAACAUCUACCAAAGGCGCGACUUGAUACAAAACAUCUUCAUUUAUCGGGCAUCCAACUAGCAGAUCGCUACUUUUAUGAGCCUUCUUCUAUCGACAUGUUAAUAGGGGCUGAUUUGUUCUGGGACCUUAUUGGGUCGCAGCAGCGCUCUUUAGGAAAAAAUAACCCGGUCGUUCGUAGCUCGCAAGCUUGGUUGGCAUAUCGCUGGCCCCAUGCCCAUUAAAUCUAAUAUAUCCACAAAACAAUUUCAAUGCAAUUUCUUAACAAAGGAGCAAGAGUUAACUGACAUAGAUGAUCAAUUAUCUAAAUUCUGGGAGUUAGAAAGUGUCCCACAAACUAAGGCUCUAACAAAUGACGAAAGGCUUUGCCAGGAGCAUUUUUUAAUGAAUAUCGUUCGUGAACAUGAUGGAAGGUUUUGCGUAGGGUUUGCCUCUCCGAAUUAAAAAAAAUUGUCUUGGCAAUUCAUAUUCACUGGCCAAAGAAAGGUUUAUGAAUUUAGAGAAGCGUUUCAAAUUAAAGCCACAACUCAAGGAGCUCUACGUUCGUAUUUAUUCAGGAAUACGCCCAGCUUGGUCAUCUCUCGCCGUCUCCUAUAAAAAAGCCAAUUAAUGCAUAUUUUCUUCCUCAUCACCCGGUGAUGAAGGAAAAGAGCGAGUCUACAAGGCUUCGUGUAGUAUUCGACGCCUCCGCGCAAACUACUUCUGGUAUGUCAGUUAAUGAUUUACAGAUGAAAGGCCCUGUUAUCCAAGACUCCCUCAUUAAUAUUCUAUUACGAUUUAGAUUGUACAAAUACAUUAUUUCGGGCGACAUUGAAAAAAUGUAUCGUCAAGUUAAUGUCCGAGAGUCGGAUAGAAACCUUCAGUUAAUUUUGUGGCGUGAUAAGGAGGCCGAUCCUCUUCAAACUUUACAGUGCAUACUCUUACUUAUGGUUUUUCUAGCGCGAGUUUUUUGAGUACCAGGUGUUUGUGGCAGCUUGGCGAGGAAUGUGAAGAUUCGAACAUUAAAACAAUCAUCCAAAGGGACUUUUAUUGUGAUGAUUUGCUUACAGGAGCAGAUAGUAAACAAGAACUGCUUCACAUUCAGCGCUCGGUUGCCAAUGAGCUCAAAAAAGGUUGCUUCAACUUAAGAAAAUAUAGAUCUAACUUAUUUGAGCUUCGAGAGUAGCUCUAUAAACAAGGAAGAAGGCAAUCUAGUUAUCAGUAAUGCUACAAACACUCUAGGUAUAGGGUGGUCUCCACACUUAGAUCAAAUACAUUUUCAAAUCGAAUAUACCCCUACGACAGUUUUCACUAAAAGAUCCAUAUUGUCAUCGACUUUUAAAAUUUUUGACCCUUUAGGGCUAUUAUCUUUGUGCACAAUUAAGCCGAAAAUUUUGCUACAAAAAUUGUGGGCUGAAAGGUUAGAUUGGGACGAACCCGUUUCUCAAAGAAUAAAAUCGACUUGGCAGCGUUUCAUUCUCCAUUUAGAGUCGUUGUCUUCUCUAAAAAUCCCGAGAUGGAUUUUAAUUGAUAAACCAAUCUAUAUGGAAAUGCAUUGUUUUUGCGAUGCCUCGCAAAUAGCAUAUGGCGCGUGCAUUUAUUUGAGAUCGUGUAACGCUAAUAGUGACAUAACUGUUAAACUUUUAUGCGCUAAAACUCGUGUAGCGCCCCUUAAGGCUACGACUAUCCCCAGACUUGAACUCUGCGCUGCUCUUUUGGGUGCUCAAUUAGGCUCUACUGUCAUUCAAGCUCUAAGGUGCAAAAUUCAUCUUCAAGUUUAUUGGACGGACUCUAGUGUAGUAUUAGGUUGGCUAAACUCAUGUGAUAAGGCUAAGCUUUUCGUCGCAAAUAGGGUGGCAGCUAUAACUGAGCUUUCAAGCACCGCGAAUUGGCGGCAUGUGCCUACCGCCCUAAAUCCAGCCGAUCUUGCCUCUCGCGGAGUAGAUCCUCAAGACGUGUGCGCCUCCUCUAUAUGGUGGGAUGGUCCACCAUUUCUACUUAAACCGGAGGCUGAGUGGCCAAAAUUCAAAUCCUGUAGCGUAGAGCUGCCUGAAAUGCAAUCCAUUUCCACCUUAGUCGCGGAAGCUUGCACUAAGGCCCCAUUUGAUUUUAAAAGGUAUUCUGACUUAACUGUGCUACAAAGAGUAUAUUCUAGAGUUUUUCGAUUUAUACAUAACUGUCGUAAUCCUAGCUGCAAUUUAUUAGGUCUUCUUAGAGUUGAAGAACUUCAAAAUUCAUUAACAGUUUUAAUUAAAAUAGCUCAAAGUGAGUCCUUUCAGAAUGAAAUAGAGCUUCUUCGUACUAAAGGGGCCUUGUCAUCCAAGGCGCCUUUAUCUUCUCUAACUCCAUUUCUAGAUGUGUGAGUGGCAUUCUGAGAGUUGGCGGAAGAAUCGAUGCUUCCACUUAUGCUUAUAAUAAGAAGCAUCCCCUCAUUUUAAAUGCAAAACACUAUUUAACUGAAUUAACUUUUCAAAGGGAACAUAAACAACUGCUCCAUGCGGGGACCUCAGCAGCUUCUUGCCUCUAUUAGGGAGCGCUACUGGCCGACUGGCGGUAGAAAAUUAGCUAGGCAAGUGACCUAUAAUUGCUUAGUAUGUCGUCGCUUUAAGGGUCAACCAAUGACUAAUAUUAUGGGUAAUCUUCCCUCCGAUCGCUUAAUGCCUGAUUAUCCAUUUUGCACGGUUGGCAUUGACUUUGCUGGCCCAUUUCUUAUCACUGACCGCAAGGGAAGGGGAUGCAAAAUAACAAAAUGUUAUCUGUGUAUAUUUAUCUGUUUUCGUUAUAGAUGUAUACAUUUAGAAGCUGUAAGUGAGCUAUCCAAAGAUGCCUUUUUGUUGACUCUUAAAAGAUUCAUCGCUCGCAGAGGACAGCCAAAGACAAUUUUUUGUGAUAAUGGCAGAAAUUUUGCCGCGACUGCUAAAGAGCUAAAAAAUUUUUUGCAAUCAAACAAUGACUCUAUUUAUGAUUUUGCUGCUUCUCGGGGCAUUGAGUUUAGAUUCUCCCCUGCAUACGCUCCUCACUUUAAUGGUCUCGCUGAGGCUGGCGUUAAAUCAGCCAAAUUCAAUAUUUAUAGAAUUAUGGGAAAAACGCAUCUGACGUUUGAGGAACUAUCGUCUUUGUUUGCACAGAUCGAGGCCAUCCUGAACAGCAGACCCCUGUGUCCUCUCAGUCCUUCACCAAAUGACUUCCAACCUCUUACACCGGCUUACUUUUUAAUUGGCAGGCCAUUGACGUCUAUUGCAUCACCCAGCUUCGUGGACAUCAACAGCGGACGUCUCGAUCGAUUCCAGCGUCUCGAGCAAGUGAGGCAGCACUUCUGGCAAAGAUGGACACGCGAAUAUAUAGCAGAACUACAACAGCGCACAAAAUGGCGAGCGAAAUGCAGGGACCUGCAAUUAAACGAUUUAGUUUUGAUAAAGGAAGAAAAUUCGCCACCUCUCUGCUAGCGUCUCGGGCGAAUCAGCAAAAUAUUUCCUGGCUCUGAUUGUGUUCCCCGCGUCGCGGACGUCAAAACUUCUAAUGGAAUGAUUAGAAGAGCUAUAAAUCGGCUAUGUAUCCUGCCCAUACACGACGCAAGUACUGCUUGAAAUCUUUAGCUCAGAUUUCAAGGGCCCGGGAAGAUGUUCGCGCCGCUUUCGUCUUAGCGUUUUUAGUAUUUAUUAUUUAAGUAAGAUGUAAUGUAACUCGUAUAGCAAUUAUUAUGUCUAACGUGUAGGUACGUUUGAUUUGUUAGGCUAAGUAAUAGUACUAAGUUUCACCGUAAUUGUUUACGUUUAAGGUCCAUAUUUCUUUCUAAUAAAUCCAUUUGUACUUCUACCAAUGGCAUAUCGUUACGUUUGCAUACGUAAUACUGGCAAUAGCCAACGACUGUUUAAUUGAAUUAUUCAAUGUACCUUUACCUUCUGGCCUCUUAAUCUGUUAGCAUGUCCUAUUUAAUAUUUUUAAAAUAAUUGUGUACAAGUUAAAUAGUACAUUAAAAUAGAUUACUGAGACUCCUUCGAAGUUUCAUUUCUUUGUACCAUAUUGUACACAUUGAAUAAAACUAUUUUUACG
Messenger RNA from Parnassius mnemosyne (clouded apollo), 6364 nucleotides. Lineage: Eukaryota; Metazoa; Arthropoda; Insecta; Lepidoptera; Papilionidae. The record is from the annotation of a GenBank genome assembly.